Pocillopora meandrina is the source of this 2386-nucleotide messenger RNA. NCBI's taxonomy places the organism in Eukaryota, Metazoa, Cnidaria, Anthozoa, Scleractinia, Pocilloporidae. The record is from the annotation of a GenBank genome assembly.
GGAACGGAAAGUGACUUUUUUGCUGGAUACCGUGCUUGUCCUUGUUUGGAAGGAUUUUAUCGAACCCAUCUAUUUUCUGGAUGUCGCAAAUGUGAAAAAUCUGGCGGACUGGUUUGCCAGGAUGAAUAUGCCUCAUUAAAACCUGGAUAUUGGUGGGAGUGGCGUAAUGAGUCAUACAAACUUCGCUACCAGGAUUUCAUAAAGAAUCUUUUGGCUUCCUCUCCAGAGUUAGAUGAUUCUUCCCUACAGUACCCGCAUGCGAUACCAGCACCAUACAGGUGCCCAGUAAAAGAGUCUUGCAAAGGUGGCCUGGACUCCCCCUGCGAAGAUGGAUACGAGGGUCCGCUUUGUGCAGUUUGUUCUUUAGGGUACUACAAGCAACUGGAGUCUUGCGCGAAAUGUCCCUCAAAGACGUGGAUUGUGGCACAGUUUUCGAUCAUCUUUGUCAUUAUAAUUCUACUUGUUGCAUUUUUGAUGUGGAAGAGGAAAGCAACGUUAUCAAAGGACCGAGGCCAGUAUCUGAUAGACAUGUUUUUAUCCAAGCUUAAGAUAAUAAUCGGUUUUUACCAGGUCACGCACGGCUUACUGACAGUAUUCUCGUACAUCGAAUGGCCAGAGUCACUGCAUGUUGUUUCCACUUAUUCCGGAAUACUUCAAAUGAAUCUGCUUCAGAUCGCACCCAUUCACUGUUUAUCAUCAGGGCUACGCGUGAACGUCUUUGGAGAACUGCUCCUGAUAUUAACUGUGAAUGUCACUGCCAUUGGUGUAACAGGUUUUGGUUAUAUUGUGUUUAAGACAAUAAUUGUGAAAAAUCACAACCUCAACGACAAAGAAAAGUCGACCAAAAUCUCGGAAACGAAACGCCUGUUUUGUAAGAAUUUGUUUUUCUUCCUGUAUGUGACAUAUCUGGGUACUUUUUCCAAGACAGUCAGCGUUUUGCCACUAGCUUGCCGAAAAGUCUGCCGGGACGACGAGGAAGAGUUGUGUAACAUGUACGCCAAAGCAGAUUACAGCUUAAGAUGCCAAGGAGCCACAUAUGACUAUUGGCUUAUCUUGGCAUACAUUUCAACCGCGUACGUAGUUGCCUUGCCCGUUGCCUCGUUAACUGUACUUUGGAGGCAGAAGAGAGUGAUAGUAUCUAAAAUAGACAAUGAUGGUGGCUUUGGCAUGGAAACAAUUGAAGGGUUGAGGUUCCUCUUCGAAAACUACAAGUCUGAAGCAUGGUAUUGGGAACUGGUUGAAAUGUCACGUAAAGUCGUUCUUACUUCUGGUGUCAUUCUUGUCGGACAGGAGAGCAGAUCCUACAUUGGCCUCACUUGGGUUGUUGCAGGCAUGUUUGGAGUGCUUUUCUGCUGGGUGAAACCGAUCAAAGACGCUUCUGAGAACUUGUUGAUGUCGGCUUCCCUCGCUGUUACAGUUGUAAACCUGGGCAUUGGCGCUGUAAGCAGAAUCCCAGCAGAGAAUGUAUCAAACAUAGUGGAUAAACACAAAGACGUAAUAGCAAUGAAAAUACUUAUACUUGGUGCAAAUACUCUGGUGAUUGGCCUAAUUAUUGGUGAGUGAUGCUGAAAGGUAAACUGUUGUUAUAUCAACUAAACAUACGGAACCCCAAAACAGUCGAGUGACAUUCUGUUCCGUUGCUUGCUUUUAGGAGAGGGGAUAACUUUUUAAUCAGCACGACUUCAAAUUUCAAGGAUAAAACAUUGAUAAUUUUAUUGCCUUUUAUUUCUAGGAUAUCAAGUGAACAGCAGUUAAACACUUAAAAAUUAGAAUAGGAGAUAAACAUUAUUAAUUUUUCUAACUCUUUACUUUAGCACAAGAUAAUUAGGAAAAGAUGCAAACAAAGGCGCGGAACGCUGCCAAACAGCCCCCGUGGAAAAGCCUCUGCGCUGAUAACAAACUGUUUUAAAGUACAUCGUAGUCCAAUACACAAUCAUUUUGAAUGACGCAAGUUGAUUUUAUCACUAUUUCAGUGCAAUACUUGACGUUUUUGUACGGGUACUACAAAGAGUGGCGCCAAAACCCGCAGUGGUCUGUUUCUUGUUGUCUGGCUCUGCUUCUCCCUCUUGAUGAUUUGCAAGGAGAAGUUCAUGGUAUGAUUGGUGAUAACUUGAUGAAAACCCAGAUUGACACAGGAAGGACGGAGAAGCCGUCGUUUGCUGCCACUGUUAAAGACAGCGGAGCUCUAAGUUUCACUCUUUGCUGUGAAGAUGUCGAAGGAAACGAUGAUGAAAUCAGGAUGGAAUAUAAUGAGCCAAACGUUGAAGUUGUUGACUACACCAUCAACAGAUGUCAUCGCUGGACACAAACGAAAGUCUUUGUCUUACCGUUUGUCUCAAACGCGGAACUUGGGUCUUUGGAAGAUAAGCAACAGCGAUAUAAGUGA